Molecule: messenger RNA, 1035 nt
Organism: Talaromyces amestolkiae
Lineage: Eukaryota; Fungi; Ascomycota; Eurotiomycetes; Eurotiales; Trichocomaceae
Exons: 4
Coding region: 1-1035 (344 amino acids)
Source: RefSeq, a predicted model, not a curated record
AUGGCGACCACAAUUCUUGCCGCUUCGGGGGAAGUGCCUCCUCGAAUGGCGCAUGCUGACGAUCUCGUUGCAUUUGAAAAACGAAUAUACGGCGACUGGAGAGAUGAAUUUCACAAAAGUGGAUGCGUCGUCAUAAAGGGAGUAAUUUCUCCCGAGCGUGCAGAAUACUAUCGCGAAAAACAACUAGAAUGGCUCAAAAAGUUCGAACUUGGAUUUGAUGAGCAUGAUGAAAGUACCUGGACUGCUGUUCAUCUCCCUGUCAGCUUUAAGGGCGGGAUGUACUUUGCGUAUGGGGCGAUUCAUGAAAAGUUCGUCUGGGAGGCCCGCACAGAGCCUGGUGUGAUAGAUGUGUUUUCCAAGUUAUGGGAAACCGACGAACUCAUAACAGCGUUCGAUGGAUUUAACGUGACGUUUCCACGCCGAAAUGAUGUGAAAUGGACCCCAUGGCCUCAUUUAGAUCAGAGCCCAAAGCGCAAGGGUAUGCAAGCAGUUCAGGGUUUGUUGAACUUUGCCCCAAAUGGACCGAAAGAUGGGGGACUGGUUUUGAUGCGCGGUUCCUCAAACCUCUUCGACGAAUACUUCUCCCAGGAGCGUAAAAUGUACCCCCAUGAAGAUGCUCCUCCUCCAGAACUCGAAUGGGAAGACGUCUUCUUCUUUGAUGAAAAGAAGGACUUGAAAUGGUUUACAGACCGUGGAUGUGAGUUGGUAAAGAUAAAUAUGGAACCAGGUGACCUUGUGCUUUGGGACUCUCGUACAAUUCACUACGCUCGUCUUCCUGAAGGUGAUCAAAUCAGACAUGCACAAUACAUCUGCAUGACACCGCGCCGGUUUGCAACGCAAGAAGCCCUAGAUCUGAGAAAGGAGUGCUGGGAGAACUAUCUCGGCACUACCCAUUGGCCACACAGAAACAUUCUCGUCAAAAGAGAGAAGCCCAUGCGCAAUGGAGAAGUCUGCCCAAAACAUCGCGAAGAGCCGUUCGAGAAGCCAGUAGUGACUGAACAAGUCUUGAAAUUGGUAGGAGUUCACGCAUACUAA